Molecule: messenger RNA, 720 nt
Organism: Symbiodinium pilosum
Lineage: Eukaryota; Dinophyceae; Suessiales; Symbiodiniaceae
Source: the annotation of a GenBank genome assembly
GACACUUGGGGUCACUCCGUGCAGUGCCCAGUGGCCGAGUUGGCUGCCAGAGGAGUCACGCUACCACCACGUGCUCCCAAUGUGAAGCUUGCAGUGGUCGUCUUUCCCCAAGAUCGCGAAGGGCGGCUAUUGGUUACCCAGCGUGCUGCUCACAUGCGCACAUUUCCGAGGUGCUGGGUGUUUCCAGGCGGUGGCGUCGAUGAGGGCGAGGCCUUGGCCGUGGCUGCUAGCCGUGAGCUAGUGGAGGAGACUGGUCUUAGCGUGACGCCUUCUUCCUUGCAGCCUCUAUGCCUUUGGGAAAGCGUUUUUCCCACCUCUGUAGAAGGCUGCAUCGAGGCUGGACAAGUGAAAGGCCACUCGGUGACUGUGUUCCUGGAGGCCCUCUUAGAUCCUGCUACGGCGGGCAACGUGGUUUUGCAGAGUUCCGAGUGCGAGCGCUGUGCUUGGGUCUCGCUGCAGUGGCUCAUGGACCUCCAUAGUCCCAGCGCUUUCGAAGUCGCUGAUGGUCAUGGCACUGAACUGCCUUUGCUGAAUGGCUGGCAGGUAGUAAGAACGGAGGAGGAGUCAGAAGCGACUGCUGCAGCCCUGAAAGAAUGCAAAAUUGAAGCGACCCAGCUCUCCGGCAUCUACCCAAACGCUGUCGGAGAGGGCAUCGGUCAGGGUCACCUUUUUGCGCUUUCAGUGCUCUGGUCGAAGAGACUCGAGUCUUCGAACCUGUGA